AUGUCUGACGAGCAACCCGCCAACUGGCCGGAUGCAGAUCAGCAGUAUGUCUGUGCCGAAGGCAGCGCCGUUAAAAUCUUGCCUCCAGCACAUCUUACCAAUCUGGCCUGGGACAGCUACAAGAUCGGAAUACUCCAGUCACCUAGGCCAUGCAGCUUGAGGGUGAUUCUACUCGGUCUUCAGCGCCACCGUAAAAUACUCAACUUCCAGAACUUUUUCCACUGUUGCCAAGAUCCGGCGAGGGCAUUUCAUCACCGUCAGGUCGGAUGGUCAACCGAAUUCUGGGUCUCCGAUUGCGUUGUCAUCGACCGAAUGGGCGCAGAAAAGCGACAGUCGGUAAGAUCGGCGUUGCGCACUAACGAGCCGACAGAGAGGCUCUUCAUCUGUGUUGGACUGCCAGUUACCACAUUUGGCCCACUUUUUAAUACUAUUGUCUCGGCAUAUAACGGCGGUACCGACUCUUUUGGGUUGUCGAAUGGCUUUAUUUGGGUAGAAGCCCUGUUGGACUUGCACAAAUUUUCCAUAAAAUUAAAUCCCCCGCAGGACCCUGACCAGCAUCCGUUUCUGAAUAUGCAGAGACAAAUGGGCGACAAAUCGUUGCUUGUCGAAGCAAAGCUCACCUUCACGUUGGAAACUUCAAUUCGGAUGAAAACAGUCAUCCAGGCGGAGUUGCUCGAAGUGUCCAAUAUUCGCACCACUUCUACGCACAAACCAAUUAAUCACACAAGAAUUGAGAGUACGGUGGUGUGA
Molecule: messenger RNA, 750 nt
Organism: Penicillium subrubescens
Lineage: Eukaryota; Fungi; Ascomycota; Eurotiomycetes; Eurotiales; Aspergillaceae
Exons: 1
Coding region: 1-750 (249 amino acids)
Source: RefSeq, a predicted model, not a curated record